GCUCGAAGUAGGAACAAUGGCAAUAAUGGCGCUGAAUCCACUCGCCAGAGUACCCAAACCUCAUCUCCACUUCUCUCUCUCGAUCCCUCACCGCUCCUCCUCCUCCUUCUCUCGCCAAUCCCUCCUUAAUCCAUCGAGAAGACGACGAGCAGCAUCAUUCAUGGCAUCCGCUUCGCUUUACCACAAAGAGCUCGCUGCUGCCAAGAGGGCCGCAUCACUCGCCGCUCGUCUCUGCCAGGCUGUACAAAAGGCGAUUUUGAUUUCAGAUGUGCAAUCAAAAGCUGAUAAAAGCCCUGUAACAGUUGCAGAUUAUGGCUCACAAGCAGUAGUUAGCCUAGUCCUAAAGAUGGAACUUCCUUCUGAAUCCUUUUCAUUAGUGGCUGAGGAGGAUUCUGGAGACCUACGUAAUGAUGGUGGCCAAGACACUUUAAAGCGCAUUACCAAACUUGUUAAUGAUACACUUUCUAUGGAUGGUACAUAUAACAUUACAGUAUCUGAGGAAGAUGUGCUUGCUGCAAUUGACAGUGGCAAAUCUGAAGGUGGCCCUUCUGGCCAGCAUUGGGUGUUGGAUCCUAUUGAUGGCACUAAAGGGUUUCUUCGGGGAGAUCAAUAUGCGAUUGCGUUAGCAUUGCUUGAUGAAGGAAAAGUGGUUCUAGGUGUUUUAGCUUGUCCAAAUCUUCCAUUGGGCUCAAUUGGUAACCCUGAUAAAGACACUUCACAAAACCAAACUGGUUGUCUUUUCUCCGCAAAAAUUGGUUGUGGAACAGACAUGCAAUUGUUAAAUGGCUCUACAGCAAACAGAAUACAUGUGACUUCCAUUGAGAAUCCAGCUGAUGCAUCAAUCUUUGAAUCAUAUGAAGCAGCGCAUUCCCAGCAUGAUUUAUCGAGCUCCAUUGCACAGAAACUUGGCGUUAGAGCUCCACCUGUUAGAAUUGAUAGCCAGGCGAAAUACGGGGCUCUUGCCCGAGGAGACGGAGCGAUAUACCUGCGUUUUCCACGCCCAGGUUAUCGUGAGAAGAUAUGGGACCAUGCUGCUGGCUGCAUUGUGGUAUCAGAAGCAGGAGGUGUAGCGACCGAUGCUGCAGGAAAUGAUUUGGAUUUCUCCAAGGGAAGAUACCUUGAUCUUGACACAGGCAUUGUAGUCACAAAUAAGAAACUCAUGCCAUCACUCUUAAAUGCAGUACAACAUGCUCUUAAAGAACAAAUUCAGAAUGCAGCUUUACUAUAGUAAUCUCUUUAUUACAUGCUCAUUAUCAUUGUCUGACAUUGUAUCAUUUUUAUUUUUAUUUUUAUUUUUGAGUUCUUCUCUUCCAAACCAAAUUCAUCUCUAUGGUCAAUUGACAAAAUGUGGACCUGUGGAUGAACAGACUUGAUGUUCUAUCACAAGGGAGAAACUACUUCAACCCUAACA
Messenger RNA from Dioscorea cayenensis subsp. rotundata (Guinea yam), 1411 nucleotides. Its product is annotated as 3'(2'),5'-bisphosphate nucleotidase-like. NCBI's taxonomy places the organism in Eukaryota, Viridiplantae, Streptophyta, Magnoliopsida, Dioscoreales, Dioscoreaceae. The transcript is spliced from 8 exons. Gene Ontology annotation, biological process: phosphatidylinositol phosphate biosynthetic process; sulfate assimilation. The record is from RefSeq and is a predicted model, not a curated record. Gene Ontology annotation, molecular function: 3'(2'),5'-bisphosphate nucleotidase activity. Bases 17 to 1228 code for a protein of 403 amino acids.